Ilex paraguariensis (yerba mate) is the source of this 243-nucleotide messenger RNA. The record is from the annotation of a GenBank genome assembly. NCBI's taxonomy places the organism in Eukaryota, Viridiplantae, Streptophyta, Magnoliopsida, Aquifoliales, Aquifoliaceae.
AUGCAAAGGCGAAAGCUCAAAAGAGAGCAUUUGACAUCUGAACCUGGUGAAUAUUCACCAGUAGCCCCUCCCCCGCCUCCUCUUUCAAGUGGAAUCCCACAACCAUUUGACGGAAGAGAAAGAGGUGACCGAAAGGGGGCAAUGGUCUCACGUCCAGGUUACUUGGAGGAGCCAGUUCUGAGGAUGCAUGGCAAAGAAGCAGCCAGCAAGAUGACCCAUCGCGACAUUGACCAAUAUCCUUGA